Molecule: messenger RNA, 1338 nt
Organism: Zea mays
Lineage: Eukaryota; Viridiplantae; Streptophyta; Magnoliopsida; Poales; Poaceae
Exons: 2
Coding region: 179-961 (260 amino acids)
Biological process (GO): positive regulation of DNA-templated transcription; hormone-mediated signaling pathway
Cellular component (GO): nucleus
Source: RefSeq, marked provisional
UCUCCCGUCCCUUCCCCAGUUGCCCUUGCCAUUGUUUAUCCCGGCCUAUAACUAGUACAAGACCGAGCCCGACCCCCGGCCACUGGAGCUGCAGGGCCGCAGGCGGCAGGCACGCACGCAGGGAGAGAGAUAGAUAAAAGGUCGCCCCCUUGAGGACAGGGCAGGGCAGCUGAGGGCAAUGAGCGCUGGCGGAGGCGGCGGCGGCACCAGCACGCUUGGCGGCGGGGGCCCGAGCGGCAGCGGCAGCGGAGGCCCUGGAGGAAGCGGCGGCGGCGGGCCUUGCGGCGCGUGCAAGUUCCUCCGGCGCAAGUGCGUCAGCGGCUGCAUCUUCGCGCCCUACUUCGACUCGGAGCAGGGCGCGGCGCACUUCGCGGCCGUGCACAAGGUGUUCGGCGCCAGCAACGUGUCCAAGCUGCUGCUCCAGAUCCCGGCGCACAAGCGCCUCGACGCCGUCGUCACCAUCUGCUACGAGGCCCAGGCGCGGCUCCGCGACCCCGUCUACGGCUGCGUCGCCCACAUCUUCGCGCUCCAGCAGCAGGUGGUGAAUCUCCAGGCCGAGCUGACCUACCUGCAAGCACACCUCGCCACGCUCGAGCUGCCGGCCCCGCCCCCGCUGCCGGCCCCGCCGCAGAUGCCCAUGCCAGGCCCGUUCUCCAUCUCGGACCUGCCGUUGUCGACCAGCGUCCCCACCACCGUCGACCUGUCCGCGCUCUUCGACCCGCCACCACCGCAGUGGGCGACGGCGCAGCAGCCGCACCACCACCAUCAACAGCCGCCGCAGCACCACCAGCUCCGGCAACCGGCGCCGUAUGGCGCUGGCGCGUCCGUCAGGCCCGGCGGCGGCCCCGGCAUGGCAGAGAGCUCAGGCGGAGACGAGCUGCAGUCGCUGGCGAGGGAGCUCCUGGACCGCCACCGGUCCGGCGGCGUGAAGCUCGAGCACCCGCCGCCACACUCAAGAUGAGCUGGAUGGGGGAGUAGAAGGAUCAAAAACCCGUGCAGAACAAGGUGAGAGUUGGCGCCCGGCAGUAUCGAGGGAGAUAGGGGUCGGUGACGGGCGAUGUCCAGCACAGCAGGAGUAGGUAAGCAGCAUUGGCCGGUUUUCGCGUACCCAGCACCCCUGUUGUUAAUCGGCUGGGGUGCAAUGGCGGCGCCCACUUGCUUGAUAUAUUCUCCAGUUUGAUCAUAUUUGCUCCAAGACAAAAGAAAGAGUGCUGGGGAUCGACGAGAGUAUUACUAGAAUUGACAUGUAUUAGUAACAUUAUUGUUACCUUUGAUACCGUUCCAUUAGUUGCAAGAUUUUUAUUAAGAAAAGAAUCUCAACAUGGUUUCUAUACUGUU